This is a messenger RNA of Trichoderma citrinoviride, 1152 nucleotides long. Its product is annotated as alpha/beta knot. The record is from RefSeq and is a predicted model, not a curated record. Gene Ontology annotation, molecular function: RNA binding; RNA methyltransferase activity. The coding region runs from base 1 to 1152 and encodes 383 amino acids. Gene Ontology annotation, cellular component: mitochondrion. Gene Ontology annotation, biological process: rRNA methylation. The transcript has a single exon. NCBI's taxonomy places the organism in Eukaryota, Fungi, Ascomycota, Sordariomycetes, Hypocreales, Hypocreaceae.
AUGGACAGACCAAGACAGUCUUUCGGUCGCUCAGGUGAGCGCCCUAUUGGUCGCAGAGACGAUGUCUACGAUGAGGUGGAAACGGCAGAGCCUCGCGAACGGAGAAAUCAGAUGAUGGCUAUGAACAUCAAAUACACGACCGCCGCAUCUCAGUUCCUCUACGGCAAGUCCGUGGUAAAAGCAGCACUCGAACAAGGAAGGCGAAAACUAUACAAACUCUUUAUUUACGGAGGCGAGAACCGAAAAGACUCCAAGGACAAUGCUAUCAUCACGAGGCUAGCAGAGAGACGAGGUGUUCCAAUUGAGAUCAUACCGAACGAGGACCAGCGGUUGAUGGACAAAAUGAGCAUGGGCCGACCACACAAUGGCUUCGUGCUAGAGACAUCGCCCCUACCUCGGCUGCCGGUGAAGUCGCUUGGGAGGCUCGAAGAAACGCUAGGAAAGCUGGGCUUUCACGUGGAACUAGACCACCAGUCAAGAGAGGAAGAAGCCAUCAAUGGACAAGACACGUUUAUCCCGCGCAAGAACAACAACGCGCCGAAACCCUUUGUCCUUUUACUCAAUGAGAUCUUGGAUCCUGGCAAUCUUGGAGGCAUCCUUCGAACAGCCAGCUAUUUUGGCGUCGAUGCAGUGGGUAUCACGAAUCGCAGCUCAUCCACGCUCACUCCGGUCGUGCUCAAGUCGGCCGCCGGUGCCGUGGAGGAAAUCACCAUUUUCAGCGUCGACUCGCCUGUCAGCUUUAUAGAGGAGUCUCGGAAGCAUGGCUGGAAGACAUAUGCCGCCGUAGCGCCGCCCGACCCCAAGCUGGCCCAGAGACACGGCGACAAGUUCAUUUCGACGGCGACGGUUGAGGCAGAACAGCCUCUGACGAAGCAUCCGUCCAUACUGGUUCUGGGGAAUGAAGGCCAUGGCCUGUCCAAGCCCAUCAAAGUGGCAGCCGAUUACGAGCUUUCGGUGCCGUACUUUGUGGGCAACAGCUGCGUGGAUAGUCUGAAUGUCAGCGUCGCUGCUGGCUUGCUGUGCCAUGCCUUUGUGAGGGCACCGCCUAUUGUGAAGCAGACGGCGCCAAAGCUUGAGGAGGAGGCUUCAACCGAGACCAAAUCUGCGACUGAAAAGGAAGACGGUCAAGACGGGAAGGAGACAUUAUUCUGA